Messenger RNA from Cavia porcellus (domestic guinea pig), 1683 nucleotides. RefSeq names its product tubulin gamma-2 chain. The record is from RefSeq and is a predicted model, not a curated record. NCBI's taxonomy places the organism in Eukaryota, Metazoa, Chordata, Mammalia, Rodentia, Caviidae. Gene Ontology annotation, molecular function: structural constituent of cytoskeleton; GTP binding. The transcript is spliced from 11 exons. Gene Ontology annotation, cellular component: spindle; cytoplasm; centrosome. The coding region runs from base 148 to 1503 and encodes 451 amino acids. Gene Ontology annotation, biological process: mitotic cell cycle; meiotic spindle organization; cytoplasmic microtubule organization.
GCCUGCGCGAGCCCAGCAGCGCUCCUGGGGAAAAGAUGCCGCCAGGGUUGGACCAAGCGGUUGGGUGGCGGGGCCUGCACUGCACACGCGCAGACCUGACCCCGCGUCUCCGGCCCGCAGCGUGCUUCCCGGGCGGGCGCCGCCGCAAUGCCCCGGGAGAUCAUCACCUUGCAGCUGGGCCAGUGUGGCAACCAGAUCGGCUUCGAGUUCUGGAAGCAGCUGUGCGCCGAGCAUGGCAUCAGCCCCGAGGGCAUCGUGGAGGAGUUCGCCACCGAGGGCACCGACCGCAAGGACGUCUUCUUCUACCAGGCGGACGACGAGCACUACAUCCCGCGGGCAGUGCUGCUGGACCUGGAGCCCCGAGUCAUCCACUCAAUCCUGAACUCCGCCUACGCCAAGCUCUAUAACCCCGAGAACAUCUACCUGGCCGAGCACGGCGGCGGCGCCGGCAACAACUGGGCCCGGGGCUUCUCGCAGGGGGAGAAGAUCCAUGAGGACAUCUUUGACAUCAUAGACCGAGAGGCAGAUGGCAGUGAUAGUCUGGAGGGCUUCGUGCUAUGUCACUCCAUCGCAGGGGGCACGGGCUCUGGUCUGGGCUCCUACCUCCUGGAGCGGCUGAAUGACAGGUACCCCAAGAAGCUGGUACAGACGUACUCAGUGUUCCCCAGCCAGGAUGAGAUGAGUGACGUGGUGGUGCAGCCCUACAACUCCCUGCUCACACUCAAGCGACUCACACAGAACGCAGACUGCGUGGUGGUGCUGGACAACACAGCACUCAACCGGAUCGCCACGGACCGCCUGCAUAUCCAGAACCCGUCCUUCUCCCAGAUCAACCAGCUGGUGUCCACCAUCAUGUCAGCCAGCACCACCACCCUGCGCUACCCUGGCUACAUGAACAACGACCUCAUCGGCCUCAUCGCUUCCCUCAUCCCCACACCGAGGCUGCACUUCCUCAUGACCGGCUACACCCCGCUCACCACGGACCAGUCGGUGGCCAGCGUGAGGAAAACCACGGUGCUGGAUGUCAUGCGGCGGCUGCUGCAGCCCAAGAAUGUGAUGGUGUCCACGGGCCGGGACCGCCAGACCAACCACUGUUAUAUCGCCAUCCUCAACAUCAUCCAGGGCGAGGUGGACCCCACGCAGGUGCACAAGAGCCUGCAGAGGAUCCGAGAGCGCAAGUUGGCCAACUUCAUCCCCUGGGGCCCAGCCAGCAUCCAGGUGGCGCUGUCCAGGAAGUCGCCAUACCUGCCAUCUGCCCACCGGGUCAGCGGGCUCAUGAUGGCCAACCACACCAGCAUCUCCUCGCUCUUUGAAAGCUCCUGCCAGCAGUAUGACAAGCUGCGGAAGCGGGGCGCCUUCCUGGAACAGUUCCGAAAAGAGGACAUCUUCAAGGACAACUUCGACGAGAUGGAGCGGUCCAGGGAAGUGGUGCAGGAGCUGAUUGAUGAGUACCACGCGGCCACACGGCCCGACUACAUCUCCUGGGGCACCCAAGAGCAGUGAGCCCUGCUCCACAGGAUACACAGCCCCCCAAGGGGUCCCCAGCCCUGCAUUCCUGCCCAAUCUUCAGGUCCAUGCACAGCCCUGGAAGGGGCCCCACCAUCUGGCUUCUGUUCUCAGCCCUUGAUGUGUUUGUUCUGUUCUAAUAAAAUAAUAAAGCUUGGUGAUGAGAGUCAGGUUCAA